AGGAGAUGGCCAGAUUUGUUGACAACUACCCUGAGUACAAAAAAAUGCAAGGCAACGUCUCAAAGCAUGCAACCCUGGUUACUGAAAUGAGCAAGCUAGUUGAAGCAAGGAGACUGAUGCUGGUUUCACAAACAGAGCAGGACUUGGCUUGCAAUGGUGGCCAAGGAGCUGCAUAUGAGGCUCUUUUCAUGCUUAUUUGCAGGCAGUUACUGAUCUCUUAAAUAACGAAAGUGUGUCUGACAUCGACCGGCUACGUUUGGUAAUGCUGUAUGCUCUGCGCUAUGAGAAAGAGAAUCUCGUUCAGUUGAUGCAACUGUUCAACAAAUUGGCUUCACGGUCUCCCAAGUACAAACCAGGGUUUAUACUUGGGGUUGCAUUUUUUCAUAUCAUAACUUUCUGGAUGUCACACAACCGCAGCAGCUGUUCAGUUUCUAUUGAAGCAAACCGGUGUGGAGAAGCGUACUGGUGAUCUAUUUGGAAACAGAGAUCUUAUAAAUAUAGCACGCAACAUGGCUCGUGGACUUAAGGGGGUUGAGAUGGACAGCAUAAUCAGAUGGAGAUUAUGAGAUGUGGACUACGGUCACUACCCUUCUGUUGGAGAUCCAUGAUAGACAUCUAAUCUCGAGUGCAGAUCUCCCUAUUACCUUUUGUUGUACUUCGAAGCUGUAUCGUUUUCUUAUUGGAUUGCUAGUUCCGUGAGUUAGAGAUAUGCAAACUCUAUCAUUGGUGCGGUGAAACUGUCUCGGAUCUAACGCGAUGACGAGGAAAUUGGAUGAAUCGGUGUUGCGAGUUGAGAGAAUCCAUGAAUUUGGCGAUGGAUUUACUGGAGGUGUUAAGUUUCGCGAAGGUUAUGGAAGUCACCGAGUUUACAGAUAUGACGCGAGCUGGUUGCAGACUGCUUCGUCGGCAGUCUCCGUCUUCUCCGAUCAUUCUGAAUCGAUGUUUCGGAGCAAACGAAUGAGCAGUUUUCAUUCUCAGGUACAAGAUUCAUACCUGGAACAAAACCGGAGGAAUUUACCACUAGGUUAUCGAUCUGAGAAUGUUUUAGCUAAUGAUGAGAAUGUUCCGGAAAGUGUUACACCUAUGUUUGACGGAACUAAUCCAGAUUCUUGGAUUGAGGAAGUGGAGAGGUUCUUUCGCCUUUUUUGUGAUGAGGAGAGAAUGGGAUUGGUAUUUCUGUGUUUAAAAGGCCCUGCGUAUAGGUGGUUUGCUUGGGAGACGGAAAGAAGGAGAAUCACGGAUUGGAUUGGUUUUAAGUGCAGAGUAUUGGCUCGAUUUGGCCAUGUUCGGAGUUGUUCUUCAGUUGAAAUGCGUGUAGAAGAGGACUCAAGUUUUCGCAGUGGAGCUAUUCAUGGAAUAUUAAUAGAGAAGAAAAUAGCACCACCAUUUGUGGAGGAAGUUGUUGUGAUGCAUUUGUCUAUGUUUGAUGGAGCUAAUCCAGAGAGUUGGAUUGUGCAAGCUGAUCGGUUCUUUGUUCAUUACGAAGAUGAUGCAAAACUUGACCUCAUUUUUCUGUACUUAAAAGGUGAUGCGUAUAAGUGGUUUUUGGAUGAUGCGCAGACAGAGAUUCAAGGAUUGGAGUGAUUUUAAGAAGCAAUUGCUAGCUCGUUUUGGUCCUGCUAUGUGCUGUUCUACAGUAGAUGUGAAUGUGAAGGAUGAAUCCACUGUGCUCAGUGAAGGUGUUCAUGAGACAGAAGUAGAGAAGCAUAGCACAACGGUGGAAGAAGCUUCUUUAACCUCUGUUGCAAAAGUACACCAGAAAGAUUUGGUUUGUGAGAUUGUUCCUGAAACAGAUAUGGUGAAGCAGACAGUAACUGUGGAAGUGAAUUUGACAGAAGAAUCACCUUUUAGGAAUGAAGAUGUUUCUGCUGAUCCUGAAACUGAAGAGACAAAUCCAUAUGUGGAAGAAGUUUCGAUGAGCUCUGGGGACUCUCUUGUCCAUGCGUUAUCUUCACCAGAAAUAAUGUCAAAGAAAGAUUUAUUUCCUGAGACUGGUCAUGAGGAAGAGCUAAGUGAGGAGACAGUAUUGACAGAGGAAGAGUUGAUUUUCUACGAGGAUUCACACGGGAUACAACUCGUACAGAGACAACAACUUCAAUGAGGGAGGUUGAUAGUGUUACUCAGAAUCAGUUGCUUCCGUUUCCUCAGGACGUUGGUAAUGCACUUGUACGGGUCAGCAACUUACGUUCGCUAUAUGGUUGUAGCAAUGUCAGUGAGAAGUCAGAAGCACACCAUGUGUUUCAGCAAAUGUUCUGUAGGAAACUGUUUCAACGGAGGAAGAAAUGGUUGUCAGCUAAAUCGUGGAUGUUCAAAUUCAAAGAAGGGAAGCACACUAAAGCUCUACCACGGUUUGUCCAUAAGCUGAUGGAGGAAUGGUUUAUAAUGCCACAGACAAAACUACUGAGACAGGAAAAUCUGUCGUUUGCAGAAGAAGGAAGUGGCGUUGAGGUCAAAGGUAUUUUUGCAAAAUUUAUACGCUUCAAGAAUGACUGGUUUCGUAUGAAUGUGAUGAAAGUUGCAGAACAUGGGAAGAAAUCUCAUGGUCUGUGGCAGUCUCACCGUGUUCACCAACAAGUUACUCACAAAGUGAGAAGAGUAAUACGUGAGCACCAGCAGAGAAGAUAUACAAAACUUGGAAGUUUAAAUACAAAUCAACAUUGUUGCGGCGGAGGCUUUAGAACCCUCAUGAACAGCUUGAGAUCGUGGAACUUCAAUAUGUGCCAUACAUCAGUUCUUACAUAAUGUCUGCAGCGGAUAUGGCAUACAGUGGUUUCCAGGGAACAGAAGGCCAGAGCAUAUGACGUUUUAUGUGAUCCAUUAUCAGCUUGUGUACGAGAGUAAGCAUGUCAACUCUACAUUGUGGCUUGCCCUGCAAACGAUUUUCUUCAGUAGGCAAUGGCGCACAAACUCAUACGACUUGAGGAUAAUAAAGUUGACCUGAGAGCCAUUGGAAGUCUUCCAAAAGAUCAGCAAGAGGUGGUUUUAUCAUCAGAACAAGAUGCAUUCUUCAAAUCUAACUUGUAGGAAAAUUUUGGGGAUAUCGGAAUGAACAUCAAGCGAAUGGUGGAUGACUUUCAGCAGGUGGCAAAGAGUAACGAAAAUAUCCAGACAGUAGAGGACAUGGCCAGAUUUGUUGACAACUACCCUGAGUACAAAAAGAUGCAAGGCAACGUGUCAAAGCAUGUAACCCUGGUUACUGAAAUGAGCAAGCUAGUUGAAGCAAGGAAACUGAUGCUGGUUUCACAAACAGAGCAGGACUUGGCUUGCAAUGGUGGCCAAGGAGCUGCAUAUGAGGCAGUUACGGAUCUCUUAAAUAACGAAAGUGUGUCUGACAUUGACCGGCUACGUUUGGUAAUGCUGUAUGCUCUGCGCUAUGAGAAAGAGAAUCCCGUUCAGUUGAUGCAACUUUUCAACAAAUUGGCUUCACGGUCUCCCAAGUACAAACCCGGGCUUGUUCAGUUUCUAUUGAAGCAAGCCGGUGUGGAAAAGUGUACUGGUGAUCUAUUUGGAAACAGAGACCUUAUGAAUUUAGCACGCAACAUGGCUCGUGGAAUUAAGGGGGUUGAGAAUGUAUACACUCAACAUCAGCCUCUUCUGUUUCAAACGAUGGAGAGCAUAACCAGAGGGAGACUACGAGAUGUGGACUACCCUUUUGUUGGAGAUCAUUUUCAACAGGGACGGCCACAAGAGGUGGUGAUAUUCAUGGUUGGUGGAACGACGUACGAGGAAUCGCGCUCUGUUGCUCUACAAAACGCCACCAACUCAGGCAUUCGGUUUAUUUUUGGCGGCACCGCAUUGCUCAAUUCCAAAAGCAUAAACACAGUAUACUACAUGGCGGCUUUUGCCACCAUGAUCCUUGCGAUACCGGUAUUACUACGGGAAGGCAACGGGAUUAUGAGCUGGUUUGAAGCACAUCCGUCUCCGUGGUCAGCCGUCAUCAUCAUCUUCAGUUCUGGUGUGUUAGCCUUCUGUCUCAACUUCUCCAUCUUCCAUGUCAUUCUCUCCACAACUGCAGUCACAUUCAAGGUAGCUGGAAACCUCAAGGUUGUGGUGGCUGUAUUGGUAUCAUGGUUGAUAUUCCGCAACCCAAUAUCGUAUAUGAAUGCUGUUGGAUGUGGGAUCACGCUUGUGGGCUGCACAUUCUAUGGAUACGUGAGGCAUAUGCUUUCACCUGGAACUCCUAGGACUCCUCGUACACCAAGAAACAAGAUGGAGUUGCUUCCUCUUGUUAAUAAUGAUAAACUCGUAGGCAAAGUCUACUCAGUAUUCACUAUUCACUGCUACGUUACCAGCAGUCCAAUCCUUGAUUCGGAGAACACCAUUUGUUUUUCUCCAAUCUGUUGAAGGAUACUCAGAGUCAUAUCUUGGCUGAUUCUGAUGAGCACGAGGCUGUACAACAAGUUCAGGGGGUUGAGAAUGUGUACACUCAACACCAGCCUCUUCUGUUUCAAACAAUGGAGAGCAUAACCAGAGGGAGUUUACGAGAUGUGGACUAACCUUUUGUUGGAGAUCAUUUUCAACAGGGACGGUCACAAGAGGUGGUGAUAUUCAUGGUUGGUGGAACAACGCACGAGGAAUGACGCUCUGUUGCUCUUCAAAAUGCCACCAACUCUGGCAUUCGGUUUAUUCUAGGCGGCACCGCAGUGCUCAAUUCCAAAAGAUGUCUAAUGGACUUGGAAGAAGCACAAAGGAUAUCAAGAUCAGGUAGCCAUAUGGUGUGAAGAGAUGUACAACAACAAAGUUUUGUGUAAAUUAGUCUACAUAUUAUGAUUAAAAAAAAAGUAUAGCACGGAGCAUAGAAGAACUAAACAUGCGUGUGUUAGCUACCAUCACUUGUGAGAGACAAUGAAAGAUUAAGAUUGUGGUCGAAUCUUUCGUGCACAUGACUACUAACUACUCAGAGAUCGAAUGGGGUUUGUGUGCGUAUUCAAAUCGUGGUACAGUUUAUUUGGAUUGUUCUUUCGUACAAACUAAUCAGGAAAUGUCAACUUCA
This is a messenger RNA of Brassica oleracea var. oleracea, 4993 nucleotides long. RefSeq names its product vacuolar protein sorting-associated protein 45 homolog. Gene Ontology annotation, biological process: intracellular protein transport; vesicle-mediated transport. The transcript has 17 exons. Gene Ontology annotation, cellular component: Golgi membrane. The record is from RefSeq and is a predicted model, not a curated record. Lineage: Eukaryota; Viridiplantae; Streptophyta; Magnoliopsida; Brassicales; Brassicaceae. The coding region runs from base 3046 to 4344 and encodes 432 amino acids.